Molecule: messenger RNA, 1101 nt
Organism: Fusarium subglutinans
Lineage: Eukaryota; Fungi; Ascomycota; Sordariomycetes; Hypocreales; Nectriaceae
Exons: 2
Coding region: 1-1101 (366 amino acids)
Source: RefSeq, a predicted model, not a curated record
AUGUUCUCUCAGUACAAGGCAUCCAAAACAACUAUAAGACGGAAUUAUGUUGUCAACCUACUCAACGGAGUUCGGCAUGAAGGGCUCCUACAGGACGCCUUGGGCCUGCUUUAUCUGGAUUUCGCCGACAAUCGACCUGACAACCACGUCAUGAAAUACAUCAUCAGGCAGUGGGACUUGAAGGCAUUACCUGAUCCUUUUGAACAAAAGGAUCAGGCUACCAUUUCCAAGCUUUAUAAACUUUUCUCCUCUAUGAGUAUGUUUGUGGAGGACUAUAUCAGCAAAGCCACUUCCCCAAACCCACCUCAAGCCUACCUCUGUCUUCCUCAGAUCGCCGACCCAAACAAAGGGCUCUACUACAAGGAGCACAGCUUUAGUCCAAGGCAUGUCACUUUAGAUGAGCUCACCUUACCAGAAUGUCAUUUUCUUAUGUGGGCAUUUAUCAAAUACGAUAUCAUCUUCAAGAUUCAGGGACCUAAAGCCGCAUUGGUAAUAGACGACAACGAACAAAGUGCUAUUUCUAAGAAAGAAUAUGAGGCUCUCACUGACUGCGAGCACGAAGCACUUCAUUCUGUUCUUCAGUAUGUCGAUGCUGUAUAUGGGGCUCUUUUUACAAUGUCUACACGUCGCUCAAGCAGACAUACCUCCAGCGCUUUACAAGACAAGCCCGCCAAUCCGGUAGCCCUGUUAUACCCAGAUAACCUUUAUUUCAACCCAAUACGAGCCUUCGAUGAUAUGAUGCUUCCAUCACAAAAUGUUCCUACAAUGCUAGGAUAUGCUCAUGAUGUAUCAGACCACGGUUUUGAUCUACUUAGAGCUCUCGUACUGUUUGCAAACACGACAAAGCCCGAAGAUAUGGGCCUUGGCCACUUUCCGACAAUCGAGGAGCUUGGAAAGCAAUCAACCCCUGCGCCUGGAUUCGAGGAGCGAAUGCAACUGCGCCAUUUACAACUUUGCCAGUUUCAAAGAGAAGCGGGUAUCGAGGAUACCCCAAACGAAGGACGGGAGUAUAUUUUCAGUGCAAACGAUGAGGAUUCCAUUCCUCGCCUUUUCGAUCCAUCAAACAAUAGGGAGGUGACAACAUUUUGGCAACACAUCUGA